UCGAGUUCUUACCCUUUAAGAACUUUUGGGGAUUGGAGAGUUUGGUUUGCCGGAGAUGGGAAGUCCAGGACACUCGGGCCAUUGGCCUCGGGUGGUUUGGGCCAUGGUGUUUUGCCUUAUAGCCACUAGUGUAGCUGCCUAUGAGCCCUACAUUUAUGCUUCGCCGCCACCACCAAAGCAUUCUCCUCCGCCACCGUACUACUACAAGUCACCACCACCACCCAAGCAUUCUCCUCCACCACCAUACUACUACAAGUCCCCACCGCCGCCACCAAAGCAUGUAGAGCAUCCGCCAUAUUACUACAAUUCACCACCGCCCCCAAAGCAUUCUCCUCCACCACCAUACUACUACAAGUCUCCACCGCCGCCACCGAAGCAUGUAGAGCAUCCACCAUAUUACUACAAGUCACCACCUCCCCCUAAGCAGUCUCCUCCACCACCUUAUUACUACAAGUCACCACCGCCCCCGAAGCAUUCUCCUCCACCACCAUACUACUACAAGUCUCCACCACCGCCAUCGAAGCAUGUAGAGCAUCCGCCAUAUUACUACAAGUCACCACCUCCCCCUAAGCAUUCUCCUCCACCACCUUAUUACUACAAGUCACCACCGCCCCCAAAGCAUUCUCCUCCACCACCAUACUACUACAAGUCUCCACCACCACCACCGAAGCAUGUAGAGCAUCCACCAUAUUACUACAAGUCACCACCCCCCCCUAAGCAUUCCCCUCCACCACCUUAUUACUACAAGUCACCACCGCCCCCAAAGCAUUCUCCUCCACCACCAUACUACUACAAGUCACCACCGCCCCCUAAGCAUUCUCCUCCGCCACCUUAUUACUACAAGUCACCACCGCCCCCAAAGCAUUCUCCUCCACCUCCUUACUACUACAAGUCUCCACCACCACCAAAGCAUGUAGAGCAUCCACCAUAUUAUUACAAGUCACCGCCACCUCCAAAGCAUUCUCCUCCACCACCUUAUUACUACAAGUCACCACCACCUCCAAAGCAUUCUCCUCCAUCACCUUACUAUUACAAGUCUCCACCACCACCAAAGCAUGUCGAGCAUCCCCCAUACUAUUACAAGUCACCUCCACCACCAAAGCACUCUCCUCCACCACCUUACUAUUACAAGUCUCCACCUCCACCAAAACACUCUCCUCCACCACCAUACUAUUAUAAGUCCCCACCACCACCACCAAAACAUUCUCCACCUCCUCCUUAUUACUAUAAAUCCCCACCACCCCCCUCACCAUCUCCCCCACCACCCUACUACUACAAAUCACCACCUCCCCCGUCACCCUCACCACCACCCCCAUAUGUUUACAAGUCGCCACCACCACCAUCACCGUCACCACCUCCACCAUACUACUACAAAUCCCCUCCCCCUCCCUCUCCAUCUCCUCCACCUCCAUACCACUAUAACUCACCACCUCCACCAUCUCCAUCACCACCACCACCAUACUACUACAACUCACCACCUCCACCAUCUCAUUCCCCACCACCUCCAUACCAUUACAACUCCCCACCUCCACCAUCUCCAUCUCCACCACCCCCUUACUAUUAUAAGUCACCACCACCACCAUCACCAUCACCUCCUCCUGCAUAUCACUACAGCUCUCCUCCACCCCCAUCUCACAAGCAACAUCCCCAUCCUCCAUAUUACUACAAAUCACCCCCUCCACCUUCACCCUCACCACCUCUACCAUACUAUUACAAGUCACCCCCACCACCAAAACACUACUAAGCUGCAAUUUGCCCCUUGAAUCAAUCUGUUUGAAGUGUUUGUGCAAGAAUAACUAGCUUCCUUUGGAGCUAUGCCGAAGACAUUUUUAGCAAUAUUGUUUUCAUUCUUGGAAAAAUGUACUCGUGAAUAAAUCAAGAGCUGAAAAAUGGAGACCUUUUGGUUAACUUAUCUGUAAGAAGCAUUUGUUGUAUAAUUUCUUGUAAGCAAUAAAUGUCUGAAAUUCUAUUCUACCA
Vitis vinifera (wine grape) is the source of this 1977-nucleotide messenger RNA. RefSeq names its product extensin. Gene Ontology annotation, molecular function: structural constituent of cell wall. Gene Ontology annotation, biological process: plant-type cell wall organization. Lineage: Eukaryota; Viridiplantae; Streptophyta; Magnoliopsida; Vitales; Vitaceae. Bases 56 to 1744 code for a protein of 562 amino acids. The record is from RefSeq and is a predicted model, not a curated record. The transcript has a single exon.